CUUUGCCAAUGUUUCAUCGUUUGUUGUUUCUAUGUUUAAACGUUGAUUUAUGAGAAGAUUGAAGAGAGGCGUAGCGUUGCAAAGGACGUGGGUAGUCAGUGACAUAUAACAAUAAUAUUAAUAAUAAUAGUAAGAAGAAGAAGAAGAAGAAGAAGAAAAGUAGCACGGAUAAUAAAGGUGGUGCAGGUUUUUCAAAAUAAUAUUAUAUCAAAAGAAGAUACACGGACGUUUUGUUGAAAAGAAGAAAAAUACCGUGUUUUUACAUGUCGUGUGUAUGUGGCAAGAAGUGAGAUAUCGUCGGUCACAAUACUGGAUACCUUACCGACGUCUAUAUCUGGAUUAUCUCAUGUCAGGAUGGCCCUGGCACGGAUCCCGGUGGUGAGUGACUGCGCACCGCAGACGUCGCGGGUCACGUCGAACUUGCACAGCAGCAGUAGCAUGGCGGUGAGCCGGGUUCCGAGCCCUCCGCCGCCCGAAGUCAACACGCCCGUCGCCGAGAACUGGUGCUACACGCAGGUGAAGGUGGUCAAGUUCAGCUACAUGUGGACAAUAAACAACUUCAGCUUCUGCCGAGAGGAAAUGGGUGAAGUCCUCAAGUCGUCUACUUUCUCGGCAGGGGCAAACGACAAACUUAAAUGGUGCCUGAGAGUGAAUCCUAAGGGUUUGGACGAGGAAAGUAAAGACUACCUCUCUUUAUAUCUACUGCUUGUCUCGUGCAACAAAUCCGAAGUCAGAGCAAAGUUCAAAUUUUCUAUUCUUAAUGCCAAAAGGGAAGAAACCAAAGCUAUGGAGAGCCAGCGAGCCUAUAGGUUUGUGCAAGGAAAGGACUGGGGGUUCAAAAAAUUCAUACGAAGAGAUUUCCUACUAGAUGAAGCAAAUGGACUUUUGCCCGAUGACAAACUCACGAUAUUCUGUGAGGUAAGUGUCGUUGCCGAUAGCGUAAACAUCUCUGGGCAGAGUAAUACGAUACAAUUCAAAGUUCCCGAAUGCCGGCUACCCGACGAUCUUGGACUGCUAUUUGAAAACCAAAAAUUCAGUGAUGUCACACUCACCGUUUGCGGUAGAGAAUUCCAGGCACACAAAGCGAUACUUGCUGCUCGAAGUCCUGUAUUUUCGGCAAUGUUUGAGCAUGAAAUGGAGGAACGAAAACAAAACAGAGUCGAUAUAACGGACGUUGAUCACGAAGUCUUGAGAGAAAUGUUACGCUUUAUAUAUACGGGGAAAGCGGCAAAUUUAGAAAAAAUGGCUGACGAUUUACUCGCAGCUGCAGAUAAAUAUGCACUUGAGAGGCUUAAAGUAAUGUGCGAAGAGGCGUUAUGUACGAGUUUAGCUAUUGAGAAUGCGGCGGAUAUUCUUAUCCUUGCUGAUCUUCAUAGCGCUGAUCAACUCAAAGCGCAAGCCAUAGAUUUUAUUAACACACAUGCAACAGACGUGAUGGAUACAGCAGGGUGGAAAUCAAUGAUCCACUCUCAUCCGCACCUCAUAGCAGAAGCUUUCCGCGCUUUAGCGACCCAACAGAUCCCACCAAUCGGUCCGCCGAGGAAACGGAUGAAGCAAAGCUGAAAGCAGACGCCCUUAGCCCCGGGGAUAACGACAACGUCGCCCCCUCCUCUAUUACAUCCCUCUUGACUCUGUGUACAGUGAUGAAAAGGAAAGGACAGAAGAUAAGAUUAGUGGUGAAUAAUAAAGUCAAUGUUUCCUAGCGAGCCCCUCACGACUGUCACCACCACCUGGUCCAGAGUCCAGAUAUUGAAUCCGGAAAUAGCUAAUGACUGACUUGUCGCAUGGAUGAGCUGGCAUAACGUAAACAUGAUACAGAUGAGCCAGAGAAAAUAUCCGGUUUCAAGCGAUACGAUAUAGCUAAGGCGCAUUCCACCAAACCAGACUUUUGUGUUCUGUGACCACUGUCGGUGGUAGAGAUAUUGUGACUGUGUCACUCGUCGCUCGCUCACGAUAAAAACAUUAAAAAAAAAAAAAAACAUACAACAAUAAAAGAAAAACCCACCCAAUUACGGAUUUGUUGAUAAUUUUCAUGCAACAAGGUGUAUAUUUUGUCCAUUUGGUGACGAGGAAGGAUGAAGAGAUGAAAAGUAAAUUGUAAAGGAAUAAUGAAGGUAUCGCGUGUGUUCUAAUUUUCACUUUUGUCAACCUCGUCGAUAUCAGAUCAUCGUGUGUUGUCAAAUAGAGUUUUGAUAGAAACAUUGAUUUUGACGUACGAUGUAACGGAUUUGUAGUGAAUAAACUUGAAUCAAUGGACCAGGACGUUAAAAUACUUGUGUGUUGGCACAAAACGAAGCAUAUAAUGAGGAAAAAAAUAUAAAUAAUUGAUAAAAGAUAAAAAAAAAAAAAUUGAAAUAAUAAAUAAAAAAAAAGUUGUGAUAGACGUCAGCCAGACGACUAAGUAUAAAUUUUGUUCCUUUGUCAACGGAUCAAACGUUACCCCCAACGUGGGGUUAGACACUUUGUUUAUUACCUAUAGUGAUUUAUAAUUAUAAAAAUGUGAAAAUUCUUCCAUCAAUGGAGAAAUGAUUCUAGUUAGUGUUUUUUAUGAUCUCUUUCUCUCAAUAUAAUUAUGUAUAACUAUUAACUAUUAAUUAUCAAUAUGAUUUCUGAUAACUUGCUAUACAUGCAAAUCUGUGCCCCUUACCCUCCCCUCUCCUCCUGUAUUCUUGUAUAUUUUUUUGUCUGCAGAUACCCUCCCCCUCCCCAAGCUGUGACGCAGUUUGGGAUUUUUGUUCCCUCAUCGUCUGUAAAACGUAUUAUACAAAUAGUAGACAAGAAAAAAAAAGGAACGAACAAUUUUUGUUGAUUAAAAAAACAAAAA
Messenger RNA from Neodiprion virginianus, 2824 nucleotides. RefSeq names its product protein roadkill (gene rdx). The transcript has 8 exons. Gene Ontology annotation, biological process: regulation of proteolysis; proteasome-mediated ubiquitin-dependent protein catabolic process. NCBI's taxonomy places the organism in Eukaryota, Metazoa, Arthropoda, Insecta, Hymenoptera, Diprionidae. The record is from RefSeq and is a predicted model, not a curated record. Gene Ontology annotation, cellular component: nucleus; cytoplasm. Gene Ontology annotation, molecular function: ubiquitin protein ligase binding. The coding region runs from base 355 to 1563 and encodes 402 amino acids.